Messenger RNA from Musa acuminata AAA Group (dessert banana), 1567 nucleotides. Its product is annotated as myrosinase-binding protein 2-like. The coding region runs from base 1 to 1398 and encodes 465 amino acids. The record is from RefSeq and is a predicted model, not a curated record. The transcript has 6 exons. Gene Ontology annotation, molecular function: carbohydrate binding. Lineage: Eukaryota; Viridiplantae; Streptophyta; Magnoliopsida; Zingiberales; Musaceae.
AUGGUACUAAUUUGGUGGUGGUUUCGUUGCUGGCGGCCGGUGCGGUUGCAGGCGGGCGUGCUCCAGCAAGGACCAUGGGGUGGCAACGGCGGCAAAACCUGGAAUAUGAGACAGGCGGAUCACAUUAGCAACGUCAAAAUUCAUUACAACGAUGCCGUAUUCGCGUUUGACUUCACCUUCACCGUCGACGGCAAGAAGAAGACCAUCCACGUCGGAGGUGAUGCACCCCAGUACAAUGAGAUUACUCUAGAGGAGGACGAAUACUUCACUUUCAUCUCUGGAUAUUUCAAGACGAUGUGGACGACAGACGUUUUCAUAACACAACUUACCCUUGAGACCAACAAGGGCAAUUCUGUGAGCGCCGGCAAUACGAUUGGCAGUCAUUUCUCCCUAAAUCUAGAGGAUGAGGGUAAGAUUCUAGGCUUCUUCGGACGUCAAGGUUCUACCAUCGAUGCCAUCGAGGGGAGAAUGGUGAAGGUGGGGCCAUGGGGUGGCAACGGAGGGAAUGUGUGGGAUAUGGGACAAGCCGACCACAUUACCAAACUUCGAAUCUAUUACGGAGAUAACAUUGUGGGGUUGGAGAUUACCUACAUUCUUAACGGUAAUUCCCACACCUACAAACGUGGAACCACCACCGGCGCUUCCAAGGAGAUAAUCCUUGAGGAGGACGAGUACUUCACUUCUAUCUCCGGAUACUUUCAUGCAUUAUCCAAUUAUCAGCGACAUGCAAUUGUGAUGUUGCUUACUCUUGAUACUAACAAGGGUGCAUCCAUAAGUGUCGGUAACAAGACUGGCUCUUCUUUCUCCCUUACUUUAGAGGAGGGGAGUAGGAUUCUGGGCUUCUUUGGGCGAGCUGGUACAGCCAUUGACGCUAUUGGGAUUCACUUCUCGUUGCCUAACGGUCGCUGGCGACGGGUCGAAUGGAAGUCGCGGGCACAGGAGCAUGUCAAAAUUCAUUACAUCGAUGCCGUAUGGGGAGGCAACGGCGGCAAAAUCUGGGAUAUGGGACAGGCGGAUCACAUUAGCAACGUCAAAAUUCAUUACAUCGAUGCCGUAUUCGCGUUUGACUUCACCUUCACCGUCGACGGCGUGACUAAGACCAUCCACGUCGGAGGCGAUGCACCCCAGUACAAUGAGAUUACUCUAGAGGAGGACGAAUACUUCACUUUCAUCUCUGGAUAUUUCAAGACGAUGUGGACGACGGACGUUUUCAUAACACAACUUACUCUUAAAACCAACAAGGGCAAUUCUGUGAGUGCCGGCAACGCGAUUGGUAGUCAUUUCUCCCUAAAUCUAGAGGAUGAGGGUAAGAUUUUGGGUUUCUCCGGACGUGAAGGUUUUCCCAUCGAUGCCAUCGAGGCAAUCGGAGUUUACUGCACUAUCCCUAACCCUAACUAAGCACACGUCAUGCCUUGGGUGCGUGUGUCUUAGUUCUCGCAGGAUGCUGUAAUGUAUCUGCUUGGUUGUGGUGAUAAAUAAGUGGCAGCAAUUGUUGUUGUCGUCCUUGUCGUGUGUCUUUGAAUAAAGCAAGAAAUACAUUAUGGGUCCACUGGUUAUUGAAUGCUAA